Molecule: messenger RNA, 4555 nt
Organism: Peromyscus californicus insignis
Lineage: Eukaryota; Metazoa; Chordata; Mammalia; Rodentia; Cricetidae
Gene: Znf687
Product: zinc finger protein 687
Exons: 10
Coding region: 238-3948 (1236 amino acids)
Source: RefSeq, a predicted model, not a curated record
UCCACUACCCCCUUCCGCGCGCCGCCCCCCUGGGGCGGCUGCUCGCCUGGCGGGGUCGCCGCCUUCCUCCCGGAGGACCGCUGGUGGGAACUCGGGUCUUGUUGAGAGCACUGCCCCUAGUCCGUUGGUACCCUUGUCCCCCACCCCCACCUUGGUCCGUGCAAUGCCAGCCGCCACCUGCUGGGACUAUCUCCAGUUACAGUCUGAAGGCUGGAAAGAGGUCUGGGACCUGUCGCUAUGGGGGACAUGAAGACCCCUGAUUUUGAUGACCUCCUUGCUGCUUUUGACAUCCCUGACAUUGAUGCAAAUGAAGCCAUUCACUCUGGGCCAGAAGAAAACGAGGGACCAGGAGGCCAAGGGAAGCCAGAACCCAGUGUCGGAGGUGAUUCUGAAGACAGAGCAGCAACAGUAACUAUUAAGGAUGACCCUGAGAGUCCAGCCGAGGCCUCUGAACAUGGCCUUCCACAACCGCCGGAUACUUCCACAGUCAGUGUUAUUGUCAAGAACACAGUGUGUCCGGAGCAGUCAGAGACCCUGACUGGGGAUUCAGGAGAAGAGACCAAGGCUGGGGGUGUAACUAAGGAAGGACCUAUGGGAUCUUGUCUGAUACAAAAUGGAUUUGGGGGUCCUGAGCCAUCCCUCUCAGAAACUCCCCAUUCUCCAGCUCCUGCCAAUGGAGAUGCCUGGAAAGAAAAAACUAUAGAAGGCAAAACACCCUUGGACCUCUUUGCUCAUUUUGGGUCUGAACCAGGGGAGCACCCAGAUCCCCUACCUCCUGAACCUUCCUCACCUCGAGAUGGUGACAUGACCUCACCUCCUUUCUCCACUCCUUUUGAGCUGGCUCCAGAAAAUGGCUCAACCCUGCUGCCUCCUAGUUCUCUCCUGCCAGAAGGGGCCUUGAAACAGGAAAGCUGCAGCCCCCUCCAUUCCCAGGGCCAGACUCAGAGAAGCUCAGGUUCCAGCCCUGAGGCAGCAGGUGUCCCUGCCAGUGCCUCACCUCCCCAGGUGGCUGGAAUGUCCUUCAAGCAGUCUCCAGGACACCAGAGCCCUCCUGCUUCCCCUGAAAAGGCAUCCAGCUGUAAACCUCUGAAGGAAGAAGAUGAGGCAACAGUGGACAAGUCUCCCCCAAGAAGUCCCCAGAGCCCCUCUAGUGGAGCUGAGGCGGCAGACGAGGACAGCAAUGAUUCCCCUACCUCCUCCAGCUCUUCUCGGCCCCUCAAGGUGCGGAUCAAGACUAUUAAAACGUCCUGUGGGAAUAUCACAAGAACUGUCACCCGGGUUCCCUCAGAACCUGAUCCCCCUGCCCCUUUGGCUGAGGGAGCUUUCCUGGCUGAGGCUAGCUUCCUGAAACUGUCUCCUGUAACUCCAACCCCUGAGGGUCCAAAGGUGGUGAGUGUCCAAUUGGGUGAUGGUACAAGGCUGAAAGGUACUGUGUUGCCUGUGGCUACCAUCCAGAAUGCUAGUACUGCCAUGCUAAUGGCAGCUAGUGUUGCCCGCAAAGCUGUGGUUCUACCAGGGGGGAGUGCCACCAGCCCUAAGGCUAUGGCUAAGAGUGUGUUAGGUCUGGUACCCCAAACUCUGCCCAAGGCUGAGGUGCGGACAGGGUUAGGCCUUGGGGGCCAGAAGGUAAAUGGCGCCUCAGUGGUGAUGGUCCAGCCUUCUAAGCCUGUUACUGCGCCAGGCACAGCAGGCGGCUCAGUGAUCUCUCGGACCCAGUCCAGCCUGGUAGAAGCCUUCAACAAGAUCCUCAACAGCAAGAACCUGCUGCCUGCUUAUAGACCGAACCUGAGUCCACCAGCGGAGGCUGGCCUGGCCCUGCCUCCAACAGGCUACCGUUGCCUUGAGUGUGGGGAUGCCUUCUCCCUGGAGAAGAGCCUGGCACGGCACUAUGAUCGUAGAAGCAUGCGUAUAGAGGUCACCUGUAACCACUGUGCCCGUCGCCUGGUCUUCUUCAACAAGUGUAGCCUACUCCUGCAUGCCCGUGAGCACAAGGACAAGGGGCUUGUCAUGCAGUGCUCCCACUUGGUCAUGAGGCCUGUAGCCCUUGACCAGAUGGUGGGGCAGCCGGACAUCACUCCCCUGCUGCCUGUGGCUGUCCCACCUGUUCCUGGACCUCUGGCCUUGCCUGUUUUGGGCAAGGGGGAGGGGGCUGUCACCACUACUCUUACUACAGUUGCCACUGAAGCCCCUGUGCUGCCACUCCCGACAGAACCCCCCACGCCCCCUGCCGCCUCUGUUUACACGUGCGUCCGCUGUCUGGAGUGCAAGGAGCAGUGCCGGGGCAAGGCCGGCCUGGCAGCCCACUUCCAGCAGCCGGGCCCUCCUGCGCUUGGGUCUGCCAGCAACGUGUGCCCAUCCUGCCCCAUGAUGCUCCCCAAUCGUUGCAGCUUCAGUGCCCACCAGCGCACACAUAAGAACCGGCCCCCCCACGUCUGUCCUGAGUGUGGGGGCAACUUUCUACAAGCCAAUUUCCAGACCCACCUUCGAGAGGCCUGUCUGCACUUCUCGCGCCGUGUGGGAUACAGGUGCCCCAGCUGUGCAGUGGUGUUUGGGGGUGUGAACUCCAUCAAGUCCCACAUACAGGCGUCACACUGCGAAGUUUUCCACAAGUGCCCCAUCUGCCCCAUGGCCUUCAAGUCUGCGCCCAGUGCCCAUGCCCACCUCUACUCCCAACAUCCCAGCUUCCUCACCCAGCAAGCCAAGCUGAUCUAUAAGUGUGCCAUGUGUGACACCGUCUUCACUCACAAACCGCUUCUCUCCUCACACUUCGACCAGCACCUGCUGCCCCAGCGUGUCAGCGUCUUUAAGUGUCCAUCUUGUCCUCUGCUUUUUGCCCAGAAAAGGACCAUGCUGGAACAUCUCAAGAACACUCACCAGUCUGGACGCUUGGGGGAGGAGGCAGUUGGGAAAGGGGCUGGAGGUGCCCUUCUGACCCCCAAGACUGAACCUGAGGAGCUAGCUGUGUCUCGGGCAGAGGCAGCCCCUGCUACUGAGGAAUCCUCCUCAUCCUCCGAAGAGGAGCUGCCCAGCUCCCCUGAGCCUCCCCGCCCAACCAAACGACCCCGUCGAGACCUGGGAAGCAAAGGCAUCAAAGGUGGGGGUGGGGGGCCUGGGGGCUGGACCUGUGGCCUUUGUCAUUCCUGGUUUCCUGAGCGGGAUGAGUAUGUGACCCACAUGAAGAAGGAGCAUGGCAAGUCAGUGAAAAAGUUCCCCUGUCGCCUGUGUGAGCGCUCCUUCUGCUCUGCCCCAAGCCUGAGACGUCAUGUCAGGGUCAACCAUGAGGGAAUCAAGAGAGUUUACCCAUGCAGGUAUUGCACAGAGGGGAAGCGCACCUUCAGUAGUCGCCUGAUCCUGGAGAAGCAUGUCCAAGUCCGGCAUGGCUUGCCCCUUGGGACCCAGUCCCCUUCUGGCAGAGGAGGCACCCUGGUGCGAGGCUCUGGUGGCAGAGCCCAGGGCCCAGGACGGAAACGCCGCCGGUCUUCUGACUCAUGCAGUGAGGAGCCUGACAGUACAACGCCGCCAGCCAAGCCCCUGAGGGGUGGCCCUGGGUCAGCAGGCCACGGGCCUCUGCGCUACAGGAGCAGUGGCUCAGCCGAACAGAGCGCUGUGCUGGGGCUGAGGGUGGAUGGAGGCACGCAGCAGUGCCUCGACUGUGGCUUGUGCUUUGCUUCCCCCGGCUCCUUGAGCCGCCACCGGUUCAUUAGUCACAAGAAGAGACGGGCUGGGGGUAAAGCCAGUGCUCUGGGGCUGGGGGAUGGGGAGGAAGAGGCUCCUCCAUUUCGCUCUGACCCAGAGGGUGGAGAUUCACCUUUGCCUGCUUCUGGAGGCCCUCUGACUUGUAAGGUCUGUGGCAAGAGCUGUGAUAGCCCUCUGAAUCUCAAGACCCAUUUCCGUACGCAUGGUAUGGCAUUCAUCAGGGCCCGGCAGGGAGGCUGUGGGGACAGCUAGGUCCCAGGCCUAGGACUGGCUAGUCCUCUUCCCUGGAACUUGGGUUCACUGCUGCUGUCACCUCCCUGAGCUGGGAAGUGUAACAUUUAUUUUGAUUCUUCUCUUUCUGCCUGAGGGGAAGGCUUUUGAGGAUUCUAGUAACUUGCACCCCCCUCCUCUUGAGUUUGGUCCCUGGGUCCUACUUAAGUGGGCUCUCCUUUCUUCUUUCUGAAUCCAACACUAAUGUUCCUGCUGCAGACCUCCUGGUGUGGGGGGACAGGACCUUGGGAAGCCUGCUAGACACAGGCACAGGGGAGACUGAAGGAUGGACAGGGUCUAGCUUCUACCCCUCUGCUAGAUUUCCUCUGUGCCGGGCUCUGCCCUAGUAUCCCCCCCUCUUAACACUCAUCGGCACUAACACCCCGCCCCGUCCCUGCAGUGCCUUCCAUUGGUCUUUUCCCCCAGAAAUCUAGGGGUGGGGGGUUGGUGGGGAUGAGUCCUGUCAAAUGGGGUCCAGGGAGAGAAGACAGGCUCUCAGGAAUCCUUUAUUCUUGUAGUGAUAAUACUAACAGUGGGAGGAACGAGGGAGAAAACCAGACCAUUAAAACUGCUUGUGGUUUAAUCCCCA